AUGUGCCUAUUAACGAAAAACGUCCAUUGGAUCAUUUAUAUUAUGUUCUUGUACGGGAAGAUUAUCAGUGGCGAUUCGUUGACUCUCAACUCAGUGUUCAAGGAUCUGUGCAGUCGAUCUCUAUCGAAUCUCAUCUUCCAAAUCUGCAGCGGCGACAUUACAAUCAACGACCUCCCGGACGCAGCUCUGUCGCGGCCGAGGUCGCGUCGUGGCGCCCUGUUCUAUGCUUCGGAUAGGCUGAAGCGACAGGUGGCUGAUGAGUGCUGUCUUCGUCCAUGUACGGUGGCACAGCUUAUCCAAUACUGCCCAGAAGAUUGGUGA
Messenger RNA from Leptosia nina, 321 nucleotides. The record is from the annotation of a GenBank genome assembly. NCBI's taxonomy places the organism in Eukaryota, Metazoa, Arthropoda, Insecta, Lepidoptera, Pieridae.